Molecule: messenger RNA, 3186 nt
Organism: Rhodotorula toruloides NP11
Lineage: Eukaryota; Fungi; Basidiomycota; Microbotryomycetes; Sporidiobolales; Sporidiobolaceae
Product: actin-interacting protein 3
Exons: 5
Coding region: 1-3186 (1061 amino acids)
Biological process (GO): establishment of cell polarity
Cellular component (GO): cytoplasm; cell tip
Molecular function (GO): cytoskeletal regulatory protein binding
Source: RefSeq, a predicted model, not a curated record
AUGGCAUCGGCUGGAGGGUCAGGGAGGUCGUCGUCACCGACGGCGACCAUGUCGACCCGGGCAGGCAGCGGUCGAUCGACAGGAGCGGGCCCAGCAUCGACGUCGAACCUCGAGUCGACUAUCACCCGCCUCCUCGUUGCGACAAAACAAUUGCUCGAAGGUCUGGCCAAAUGGUCGCGGCGCGAGGUGGACGAGGAAGCCAUUUCUGCGAUCUACGUCAAGCUGGGCAACGACUUCAACGUCGCCUGCGCCGCGUUCGCUCGCGAGAACAUCUCGAUGAACGACUUGAUGUCUGUCCCCUCCGACCUGCGCGUCUGCCUUGAGACGUGCCUUUCCGACCCGCCUUCGCAAGCGACUCUCGAGCGCCACCUCCCGCAAGUCCGACAGAUCAUCAUCGGUCUCCUGCACGGCUUGCGCGAAAAGCAGCGAAUGUACAGGGAAGGCGUCACGGCGAGACGAGCGAGGGAAGCGGCGGGUACAGGCGCGUCGAGCAGCAGCAGCGGUGCAGUGGCAGUAGGAGCCACAAUGGGUCCGCCUAUGACGCCGGGGAGUGCUGUGCGAGCGAAGGAGGACUUGAGACGGUUUGUGGCUCAGGCCGCACCAGCGAGCCAGCCUUCCGCGGACGACUCGUCGAUGCGGCAACGAAACAGCACCGACAGCCGGCGCAGUGCGAGCGACAUCGGCGUGCAGUCAUCGACGGACGCGCGCCUGUCGGCGGCGCUAAGCUCACGCUCGUCAGGCGGCCCAGCGCGCGGCGGUUCGAUGCGCGAGCCGUCGCGGUCGUCUCACACGAACUUCGAGGGCGCGUUCACGCCGACGCCGACCGCUACUGGCAUGCCUCGCACCAACUCCUCCGCCUCUCUCGAUUCCGCAUCCGGCCCUUUUGCUUCCUCGUCUCGCCAGUCUUCCGAGCGGACGCGCAGAACGUCUCCUCCGCCACCUCGACAGCGCGAAGAUGCCGUCCCAGCAGUCCCUCGCACCCCGACAAGCGAUACCUUCCCCUCGCAAUCGCCUUUCGGCGGGCCCGCUCCUGUUCCUUCGACCAUCGUCCGCCCUCCUUCCACCGUCUCGAUCGCCUCUUCCGCCGAGGACUCGCACGUGCAUCAGUACGCCCAAGCGGCAUCGUUAGAGGCACUCAAGGCGAGCGACAACCUCUCUCGACGGGCGAGCAAGCGGUACUCGGCUUAUGCGAUUCAGAAGAUGACGAGCCCGAGUCCCGGCUCGACGUCGCCUUCUCCCGCCAGCCCGGGACUGGAAAGACCGAGCAGGAGCAGGUCGGGUGACUUGGGGAGGAGCGGGUCGGGGUCCUCGGCUGGUCGCGAGCUCGCAGGCGCAGAUGUACCGCGACGGAGCAAGAGCGAGUACAGUCGGAGCGGACAUGCAAGAAGCGGGAGUCGCGCUGUUCCGCCAAUCCCGCCGAUCCCUCGCUCGUACUCGUCGUCAACGGAUCUGCGUGGUCCUUCCGCCUCGCCUAUCAUGGAGGAAGACGAUGAGACGACCUCCCCAAAGCACUCGCCGCCCGUUUCACGUUCGGGCCCUCCCGCAUUCGCCCCGCCUCCCCUGCCUUCGUCCGGCUCAUCCACCUCCCUUCGCCCUGAUCCGCCACCCGCUCGACGGGCUCCGUCCCCCGCUCUUCCGCCUCUUCCGACUGACUUCUCGCCCGUCCCUCCUCAGUCAAGCUCACCUCCCCCGCCAUCCGAGCCCGAAUACCCCUUCUCCGUCUUCCUGCAGGUCGGGCGAGACGUCAAGAAGGCUCGCCUGCUCGGCCCGCCAGACGUGCAGAGCUUGCGCCAGCUCUUCGUCGAACGCUUCGGCUUCAACCCUGGCAUGAACGAUUGGCCGGAUAUCUAUCUGCGGGAUACGGAGGCGGGCGUGCACUACGAACUUGAGGAGAUGUCGGAGGUCAGGGCGGGCAGCGUAUUGAGCCUGAACAUCGACACCGUCGACCAGGUCAAGCAACACAUCGAUCGCGGCCUCUCGACGCUCGCGCAGGAUAUCAAGGAGCUCCGCGCUACCGUGACCGCCAUGCGUCGCCUCUCUGUCUCGGCCAACUCGGCGUCCCUCGCCAAUUUCACGUUGCUCUCGCCCACGUCGCAGCAUCCACCGUCAUUGCCGGACGCGCCGUCUCCAAGUUUGCGACCUAGCCCGUCCGAGAAGCAGUUCGAGCAGGCUGCUCAGCGAGUGCUGCGGGCGAAGAAGCUCAACGAGGUGAACGGAAUGGUCUUGGAGGAUGACAGUGCGGGCACGAAGCCAAAGGAGGACGAGAAGAGCAACGAGCUUUCGUCUGCACCGGCCACGCCAGUCACGCCUACCGCCUCUAUCGCGCCGAUUGUCAACACGCUCAAGACGCAGCACGCCGAGGUGCAAAACCUUCGUCGCGAGAUCGGCGUCCUCCGCCAGGUCUACGCCGAGUUCACCUCGCAGACCAAGGAGAUGUUCGCCUCCGUCCGCGUCCAGACAAGCCACGUGCAGCACCUCGCCCAGUCCAAGCUCUCAACCGAUCGCGCCUUUGUGGAAGCCGGCACUGCGCGCCUCGACGCCGAGAGCACCGACCUCGUCGUCAAGGUCGACGAACUGCAAGACACGAUCGAGCAGCUUCGCGCCGACACCGUCCGAGGCGUCAAGCCCCGCCCGCAACAACUCAGUGAGACUGCAUCGGCUCUCCGCAAGGCGCUCGAGACGCGUCAGAAGCUCGUCGAAUGGCUCAAGGACGUCAAGCCGACGUGGUCGCAGAUGUGGUCCGUCGAGCUUAGCAAGAUCCUCGGCGAGCAGAAGGCCGUCGAGACGCAGGAGACGCUGCUCACUGAGCUCGAUGAGGACCUCGAGGACGCGAGCAAGGUGCUCAAGAACAUCCAGGCCGUCGCCAAGCAGCUCAAGACGCCUUCGGGCGGCCCGAGGCGGGAAUUGCGCGAUCUCGGCGGCGCAGAGAACGCUCAAGAGGGCUUGUCGACCGUCUUGAUGGAGGUCAAGGCGCUUCAGCCCGACCCCUCGCGCCGACUCGAGGCGAUCGCUCGGGCCGAAAAGCAGCGCGAGCUGGACAUGGCAUCGCGGACGGACGAGUUUGCGAGAGAGCUCGGAGACUUUGUCGGCGAGGGCAAGCUGAAGAAGAGUGGCGGAGUCGAGGAGACGGAGCGGAUGAGGCAGGCGCGCAGCGAGGCGACCCUCAAGGCGAUGUUCCAGCAGUAG